AUGAUGACAAUGAUGACGACAACGCCGACGACGACAACAACAACAAGUAAUAACCACAACAAAUCAUUCAGGACAAAAUUGAAAACAAUCAAGAAGGAAUUGAUAUCAACAACAAAUACACUAACCAGAUCCAAAUCAUCUACAUCUCCCUCAACUAUCAGCUCUUCUUGUUCUUCAUAUCCAUCUUCAAUGGCAUCUUUAUCAUCACCAUAUUCAAGCUUACAAGCAAGUCCAUAUUCAAGCAACAAUACAUCACCUAGAUCAGUAGUAUCGUCUACAUUUUCGUCAUUUGUACAAUCGACACCCGAUUUGAACCACGAGCAACCACCGCCCCAACAACAACUACAUUCCUCGUCGUCUAGUUUUAGGUACCGAAGUCAAUCAUUAUCACAAUCAUUUGCCAAAAUUACACAACAGAGUAACAACAAAAGCAACAGUGGAUCCCAUUUUCAUUUACCUUUGCAUACUCAUCAUCAUCCUCAACAACGGCAACAAAGUAGUACUAUGACACUGCCAUAUGAAUCCACGUUUGAUACGUGUAUACCAUUAGACUAUGAUCAUUUCACAUACACAAACAUCACGUCACCCAAACUCCCACCUAAAGAAGAAGAAAGAGGAGUGGGAGGUGAAGAUGAUGGUGAGGUUGGCGAUUUUUACUACGGUGUCAAUAACCCCGACAGUUUCAACUCAAUCCAGGAAGAGGUCAUUAUCCCACCUUUACCCGACAUCAAUGAAUUUAACACUAGGUAUCAACAACGUCAACUUAGUACCAGUAACAACAGUAUCAUCACUGCCAACAAUUCGAGCACCAGUUUGAAUAAAUAUAACUCAGGAAUGAGUCGCAACAACAGUAUCAAUAUGAAAAGUACUGGUGGUGUUGGUGUUGGUGUUGGUGUUGGUAAUGGUGUUGGUUCUAUUAAUAUGAGUAGAAGUUUGAGUAUGGCAAGUACUUGCACUACUGCUAAUCUACCACCAAGUACACCACUGUCUUUGACUCAUUUUAAAACUAGUUCCUUUGAUGUUUAUGGUAGAGGAGUACAAGAUGAAGAACAAGAUGGUGAUGAUGAUUUGGCUAUUAAUAUUCUAAAUGUUAUUAACCAGAAUGAGAUAACUUGGGAUAUUUGA
Lodderomyces parapsilosis is the source of this 1125-nucleotide messenger RNA. RefSeq lists its product as uncharacterized. Bases 1 to 1125 code for a protein of 374 amino acids. The transcript has a single exon. The record is from RefSeq and is a predicted model, not a curated record. Lineage: Eukaryota; Fungi; Ascomycota; Pichiomycetes; Serinales; Debaryomycetaceae.